Caenorhabditis auriculariae is the source of this 4306-nucleotide messenger RNA. The record is from the annotation of a GenBank genome assembly. Lineage: Eukaryota; Metazoa; Nematoda; Chromadorea; Rhabditida; Rhabditidae.
AUGAAAGGUUGGUUGAAUUUCUUCAGAUGUUAGGGAAUAGGAACACUUUACACCAAAUCGAAAUAUGCAGCAAUCUUGCUUUUUUUGAAAUGAUCUUAAAAUUUUUAGAAUAAAUAGAAAAACAAUCAGAAGCUUAUUAAAGCGAAUGAUAAAUCGAACUUUUCAGGCAAAAAAAGUUGUUUUCUUUUUUUUGUGCUUCUGAAAUUUUUUUUGAUAUUUUUCGACAAAGCAUAUUCAGAACUUGCAUUCGUAUAGUCAAGAAAAACUAAACAACAAAAACGAACAGCUGCAAUGGGGCUGCAGCCGACGGAAAAUUGGAACGUCUGCUCCGGCCAUUUCCAAUUUUCUCUGUUGUUGGACUCUUUUCCUACCUUUUUACUCACUGGAACGAAGAUGUUGAUUUUAUGUUCAACGUCUUCGUUCCAGUGAUUUUAUUUUAUUUUUUUUGACGAUUUUUGGAAACGACGCUAUAAGAUUUUUUUUUUGUAAGCUGGGAGAUUUGACAAGUAACAGUACAUUUACGAAAAAGCUUGAAGCCAUAUUCAAUUUGUGUCAUGCAAAAAAAUAUUGCGCUCGUGGAGGAGAUCUAAAUAUCGUCACACGGAGUGUCAGACCUAGUGGAAAAUAACUAAUUAAGAGAUUUUGGAUUGAAAAAAUUAGCAGAGCUCCUUUAGGUUUCAAAUAACAUCACCCAAAAUGUUUAAACUAUUUUUCGAACUAAGAAUAAAUCAAAAAAAAAAUUUUCUUUUGGAAGUGUUUUAGGAGAAGGUGUAACUUCUAACUGCAAAAAAAUACUCGGUCAAGCAAUUGCCUAGCUGCAAAGAAUAUGAUCCUUUUUUGUUAAUGGCUCUUUAGAAAAUCAAAUUUCUCGUGAUAUGAACCAAGUAGGACUUCUGAAACGCAUAAAAAAACGAGGAAAAUCGAUGGGCAGACGGCGGAUACCUGCAACGUUUACACGACCCUCCGACCUUUAGUGCCCUGUCCCCAAAAAGGCAUUUUCUCUCUCUUUUUGAACUUCUCUCGUUUCUGAGCAGUUCCUCUCUUGUUCUUUGCAAAAAUCGGUCAAAUUUAAGCGUUUCAAAAUGUAAAGCUUGUGAAAUACAAUAAUAAAACUUAUUUGAAAAAAACCUAAGCUGGUUUAUGAGGUCACCAUGAGAAAGCAAAAAUAUUCGGAAUCUUCGUUUCUUUCUCGAAAUUAUUUACGAAAAAAUAUUUCACGCAGUAAAAAAACCUUAAAAAAAUUAGGUUAUAAACUUUUUUUAGCUUUGCCGCCUCUUUUUUUCAAAUGUCUAACAAUAGAGCGCACAAGCUCCUAAACCAUACAAGGUAAGGCAGUGAUUUCGGUUUCAAUUCCAAAAGUUGAUCCUCCAUUUCUAUGUUUCGACUAGCUCUUUUCUUCUUUCACUUGUGUUCUUAUUGUCUUUUUCCGUUUUUAUUUGUUUUAAAACCAUGAAAAAGUGCCUAUAUAAAAAUAUAUAAGAUUUGAAGUUAAAAAAACAGACUUUGAAAAAAACGAGAACGUCAGAAAAAAACUCUCCAAAAAUUCUUCCAAAAGUCUUUAUGCUUCGAAAAUGUAUUCCCAUAGGAAUCAGAAAUAUUGAAGUUAGAAAUAUAUUUUCCUGCCCGGAAAUCUAAUUUUCCCAUUUUAUUUCUGCAGAUUUUCGUUUUGCUGCACAUAGAUUUCAUUUGGCGGAGUUUUUCUGUUGACUCGGAUCUCUCUUUCCCAUUUUCAUUCAAUUUUUAUUUUAUUUUGUGCUUCAUUGCCGAUAUUUUCAGGACGCGCUUUCAUUAUAGGAUGGUUAUGGAAUAAAAUGGCCUUUAUGAAACGGAAAGGAGUCAAAUUCACUGUCGAUUUGCAAGUAAGUUUUUUUUUAUUGGGUCCGAGAAAAUUAUUUUAUUUUAAGGUUUGUAAUUUGAGCGACGUUCCUCUAGUGAACGCAGUUGUCUUUUCAAAAAUUCGAUUACUAGAUGGUGGCUCGUUCGAAGACAGUACGGAACGGGUUGAGGUUUGUUUCACUUGAUUUUCUUUUUACUUUUUCAAAGUUCUAAAUCUGGAGUUUCCAAACAAGAAAUGGUUUUUCUCUCUCUCUACAACUGUUUUCAGGUGGUCAACCAUGGUGCUUCCUGGUCCCAUCGAUCGGAAUUCGCUUGUCGGAUUGCUUGCGAACAAUCCACUGGUACUCUGGAAAAGUGUUUAUGCCGGAUAUCAAUCAGAAAGGUUUUUGAUUUUGAUUGGACUGAUCUCAAUUGAGUUCUUUUUUUUUCAGGAACAGAAAGGAGGGAAGACCUUUUAUAAACUUGGAUAUGUCGACAUCAAUCUUUCCGAAUUCGCUGCUUCUGGUGUCGAAGGUUGGCGAAUUUCUCAAUUCUCUUUAAAAUCAAAAAGUCUCGCUUUGAAACGUUUUAUUUUGCAGGCAUGACAAGAUCUUAUCUUCUCAACGGCUACACGACCAACCAAAGAUUGGACAAUUCGAAAGUUCUCGUGAAGGUCACAAUGUGUCAUCAGAGCGCUGAUCCCUUUUUUUCAGAGUGUUCGUUUUUUUUAGUUUUCGAAGUGUUAGCCGGAGAGAGAAAUUCAAAAUUUUGUGAAAAAAAAUCAUUUAUUUGAAUAAAAAAGGAGAUAUGCAAAGAACAAAAAAAGUCCGAUAAAUGAAUAACUUGUAAAACAAAGUGUGUAGUAAAAAAUUUUUGGAGAAAAAGCAUUGUCUUUUUUUCAGUUUUAUCAGCCUAGAUUUUUUUCAUUUGGAAACGACUAUUUUUUUGCUUGCUUUUUUUCUUAGAUUUGAAGUUUUGAAGCAAUUGUAAACUACUCAAUAAUUUGUGACUGUCUCAAAUAAAAAGUUCUAUAAUUAACUUUGACCCUGGGAAAUCAUCAAAUAUAGGCAGAGGCAAAAAAAUGAUUAAAUUUUUUUGAGAAAAAGAGUGAAAGUUCAAGUUUAAAAACUUUUUGAUCACUCGGUAGACAGAAAAAAACUAGCCAAAAAACCCUUCAUUAAUUUUUAUGACCAAUUGUUUUUUUAUGAAAAACUGAGCUUUCAAAAAUGAAACUAUUUUCCAGACUAAUUGUUGUUUCUUGAAAGAGUGCCAGACUUGAUUUUUUUCAGACCUCGGGCAACAGUCGUUGGUGGAAUCGAAGACGGUUCUCUGAAUCCGGAGGCCUUCCGGGCAACAGAUGCAACUGAGCAUAACUCCGAAGAAGGCUCCUCACAUGUCACUUUCAGAACAGUUGGUCACGAUCAUCCACCAGGUAAACCUAGAUCCUUUUUUGAACACUAACAACUGAAUUUAUAGGCGAAAGCGGGUCGGUGGCAAGCAGUUCUCUGGUGAUGGAAGACGUCUCGCCUGAUCAAACAGAUCCAAGACGGACCACGAGUUCAUCCAUAGCCAAUCCGUCUUCUUCCAACGCCCUGCGAAGAUUCAGCCAAGACCGAUCGGCUCAGAAAAUCCAGAGCACAAGGUUUUCAAUUUUGAGGCUAAAUUUUCCUUUUUCAGUCAGUGGGAAAAGUCCCCUUUUUCAAUCAAAAGUCCACUCUGUCGAAAAAUGCCUGGUGUUGUUCGAUGAACCAAUUUGAUGAUAAAAGUCGGACCAUAAAUGAUCUAAUGAACGCUCAAACUCACAAAGCUCUUCUCUUCUUUGUGCGCCAACAAAAGGGCAAAAGUUGAGAGGAGAUAGAUAAGGACGUGGCAAAGUUAAAGGUCUAGUUAGUUUCUUGAUCCUUUAGUCAAAAAAUCAAGAAAAAGUAAAAUUCUUAAGAAAACCCUGCAUCCCAACUUAAAAAAAGUGCGCCAAACAUUUGGAAAGUUUUUUUAAAUAUAUUCCGCCUCCUGAGUUUGACAGGCGCUCGAAAUUGACAAAACGAUUAACUUUUUCUUCCUGGUCAAAAAAAUGGUUCGAAACGUUGUAUUGUAUACACAAUUUAACAAUUUUCAAAAAUUUCAUCAAAGUUUCUAUGAAAAGUAUUUUAUUUGAAUCAACUUACAAAAAAGGAGCUCAAUCCAACAUUUUAAUUUUGCUGGAAUAUUCAGUCAUUUGCAAGUUUCCGAACCGAAUUUAAUAAACUCAGUCUUUAUGAGAAGCCUCACUAUUAGUUGAGAUUUGAUCAUGAUCCUUCUCACUUUAAAAGCAAAAAAAAUUUUCAGAAUCGAUGCUGGCGGAGUGAUAGACCGAGUUUUAGCCGAAAGUCGGCUAUCCGACGCCUCCUACGUUCCGGAAAGCCAAGGACUAGCGCUGUACCUGGACAAAGAUGGCCGUCCUUUGGUGGGCAGAGCACCUUCGAAGGCAACUCUAAUGGAAGAUUCUGAUUGA